Magnolia sinica is the source of this 675-nucleotide messenger RNA. RefSeq names its product ras-related protein RGP1-like. NCBI's taxonomy places the organism in Eukaryota, Viridiplantae, Streptophyta, Magnoliopsida, Magnoliales, Magnoliaceae. Gene Ontology annotation, molecular function: GTPase activity; GTP binding. Gene Ontology annotation, cellular component: endosome. Bases 41 to 667 code for a protein of 208 amino acids. The transcript has a single exon. The record is from RefSeq and is a predicted model, not a curated record.
AGAGAUAGAUUGAGAGAGAGAGAGAGAGAGAGAGAGAGAGAUGGAUUACAUAUUCAAGAUGGUGGUGAUAGGAGACUCAGGUGUAGGGAAAUCCCAACUGCUAGAAAGAUUCUCGAAGAACGAGUUCAACAUCGAAUGCAGGGCCACUGUAGGUGUUGAGUUCCAAACAAAGUCAAUCUUCAUUGAAGAAAAGCUAAUAAAGGCCCAGAUAUGGGACACUGCUGGCCAGGAACGCUACCGUGCUAUCACCAGCACUUACUACCGUGGGGCCCUCGGAGCCCUCAUAGUCUACGACAUCACCAACUUCCCUUCUUUCCAACAAGUCCCACGAUGGCUCAACGAUCUCCGAGCCUACGCCCAUCCCAAUGCCGCUAUCAUGCUCGUCGGAAAUAAGUCCGACCUCGACAGUAUGCGGUCCGUGCCUACCGAGGAUGGGAGGAAGUACGCUGAGAAGGAGGGGCUGCUCUUCCUGGAGACGUCAGCAUUGGACUCCACCAAUGUGGAAAAGGCUUUUACCAUGGUAUUAGAGCAGAUUUACCGAGCGGCGAGACGGAAGUCGCUUAGUGGCGACGCACAGCCGACACUAGUUCUUGGUUCGUUGAUGCUUAAAGGGACUAAGUUGGAUGUGACGGAGAAUCAGCCACGGCCGUCCUGUUGCUCGGCGUAGGUAGCAAU